This is a messenger RNA of Priapulus caudatus, 755 nucleotides long. Its product is annotated as HIG1 domain family member 2A, mitochondrial-like. NCBI's taxonomy places the organism in Eukaryota, Metazoa, Priapulida, Priapulimorpha, Priapulimorphida, Priapulidae. Bases 123 to 485 code for a protein of 120 amino acids. The record is from RefSeq and is a predicted model, not a curated record. Gene Ontology annotation, biological process: mitochondrial respirasome assembly. Gene Ontology annotation, cellular component: mitochondrion. The transcript has 2 exons.
UUUCGACAAGUCAAGUGCAAGAUUUGUGCUGUGGCUCAGCUGUGCAUUGGUGUUGGCGUGCGAGUUCGGAGUAUUCCCUAGUCGAAAGUCUGUUAUGUUUUUAAUACAAACAUUCACAAAAUAUGGUUAGUGCUGAGAAUAAGACCAAUCAUGCAAGUUCAGAUAAGGCAUUUGGAGACCUGGCUUGGCUCCCAAGUAGCCACCAGGGCAAUCAACCAGAAACAACAGAAUUCGUUCCAUUUCACGCAGAAGGAUUGAAGGAGAAGUUGUUGCGAAAAACGAAAGAAAAUCCGUUCGUUCCCGCUGGGUGUCUGCUAACAGCAGCUGUCUUAUCUUAUGGACUGUGGAGCUUUAGAACUGGCAAUAUGCAGAAGUCACAGACGAUGAUGCGACUGCGUAUUGGUGCACAAGGCUUUACAAUUGGAGCCCUUCUUCUUGGAAUUGGAAUAAAUGUGCGGAAUCAGUCUAAGAAGCCUGUUCAUUAGUGACAGUCCCUGCUUGAUGCUUAGUCAUUAUUUACCUUUGUAAUAAAGGAGUUUUGUAUAAACACAAAGUUCAUAAACUGAUAACGUUAUGUAGAGUACAUAAAUGUACCUGUUCUUGUACAUAAUGCAAGGAUUAAUAUUUACUACAUAUAGGAGAUAAGGCAGUGUAGCUAAAUCUCCUGUAGAUACAUAUUGUCUAGUGUUUUAUCUGUUUUCACACAAAUUAUGAGUUUCCUUCUGUAAUAAAAAUUAUAUACCUUAGUGCUCUUA